This is a messenger RNA of Mucor velutinosus, 1302 nucleotides long. RefSeq lists its product as uncharacterized. The coding region runs from base 1 to 1302 and encodes 433 amino acids. Gene Ontology annotation, cellular component: cytoplasm; nucleus. Gene Ontology annotation, molecular function: MAP kinase activity; ATP binding. Gene Ontology annotation, biological process: protein phosphorylation; intracellular signal transduction. The transcript is spliced from 14 exons. Lineage: Eukaryota; Fungi; Mucoromycota; Mucoromycetes; Mucorales; Mucoraceae. The record is from RefSeq and is a predicted model, not a curated record.
AUGACUAACUCAGGCUAUCAAGCUUUCCCUGUACUAAAUCAGCAAUUCAUUGUGGAUAAAAAGUUUCAGUUUAUUCGUGAAAUGGGACAAGGUGCAUACGGUGUCGUAUGUGCUGCCAAAGACACAGAUUCAGAUGAACAGGUGGCCAUCAAAAAGGUGUGCCGUAUAUUCGAAAAGACCAUUCUUGCGAAAAGAGCUUUGCGUGAAGUCAAGUUGCUAAAGUUUUUCAAUGGACAUGAAAAUAUCACUUCGGUUCUUGACAUGGAUAUCGUUAAUUUGCAAGACUUUAAUGAAAUUUAUCUCGUGCAAGAACUCAUGGAAGCUGAUCUUCACCAGAUUAUUCGCUCCGGUCAACCGUUGACGGAUGCUCAUUUCCAAUACUUUGUCUAUCAAAUCUGUAGAGGACUAAAGUACAUUCACAGUGCCAAUGUUUUGCACAGAGAUCUCAAGCCAGGCAACCUCCUUGUCAACGCUGAUUGUGAAUUAAAGAUUUGUGAUUUCGGCCUGGCUCGUGGUUAUUCUGAGAACGAUGAACACAAUGUUGGUUUCAUGACUGAAUAUGUUGCAACAAGAUGGUAUCGAUCACCCGAGAUCAUGUUGAGUUUCCAAAACUACACUAAAGCCAUCGACAUGUGGUCUGUAGGAUGCAUUUUUGCUGAAAUGCUUGGUGGAAGACCGCUUUUCAAGGGAAGAGAUUAUGUGGAUCAGCUGAAUCAAAUUUUGGGUAUCCUUGGUACACCUGAUGAAGAGACCCUAUGCCGUGUAGGGAGCGAAAGAGCACAAGUUUAUAUUCGCAGUUUACCUCGCAUGCCGAAAAUUCCAUUUGAGAAUUUGUAUCCUAGAGCGAAUCCCAUGGCAAUCGAUCUAUUGAACAAACUAUUGGAAUUUGAUCCAUCUAAACGCAUUGAUGUGGAUGAAGCAUUAGCACAUCCAUACCUUAGUGCCUAUCACGAUGAAGACGACGAGCCCACACAUAGCUCUACUUUUGAUUUUUCAUUUGAGGUGGUGGAUUCAAUCGAUGAGAUGCGUCGCAUGAUUGCACAAGAAGUCAUGUCUUUCAAAGCCAACAAGGAGAGCUCUGAUCCACGCUAUGCUGGUAACAGUGGCACAAACUUGAAGCGUCGUGAAAGUAUGUCUGCUCAGGAUCGUGAAACAUUGGCAGCAGCACAAGCUAGAGCCACGCUCGAACCUUCAGCAGCUGCUGAUUCUGGGCUAGCUGUUGCUGAAACUGCCGUGAAUCCACCCACUACUCAUCCUAUGGAAGUCGAUGAUUUGGAAAGAGAACUAAGUGGAGCUAUCUAA